AUGAGCACUUCCAAGGACUACCGCCUGCUCUGUCUGGAGAAUCCUCUACUAGACAUCCAGGCCUUCGGCAACCAGGAGCUGCUCGAGAAGUAUGGUCUCAAGGCCAACGAUGCCAUUCUCGCCGAGGAGAAGCAUCUCGGCCUCUACGAGGAUCUCCUGAACAACUACGAGGCGAAGCUGCUGGCCGGCGGUGCUGCGCAGAACACCGCCCGUGGUGCACAAUAUAUCCUGCCGCCCAACAGCGUGGUCUACAUCGGUGGUGUGGGCGACGACAAGUACGCCGCUAUCCUUCAUGAUGCCGUCAAGCAGGCCGGUCUGCGUGUCGAGUACCGCGUCGACCCGGAGCACCCCACCGGCCGUUGCGGUGUGGUCAUCACGGGCCAUCACCGCAGCAUGUGCACGGAUCUGGGAGCCGCCAACCACUACGACCUCGACCAUCUGAAGAAGCCCGAGAUUUGGGAGCUGGUUGAGAAUGCCGAGGCUUACUACAUUGGUGGAUAUCACUUCACUGUCUGCCCUCCUGCUAUCCAGGAGCUUGCCAAGGAGGCUGCCUCCAAGAACAAGGUCUUCAUCCUAUCGCUUUCGGCCCCUUUCAUCCCUCAGUUUUUCAAGGACCCCCUUGACGCCAGCGCCCCUUACUGGGACUAUGUGAUCGGAAAUGAGACCGAGGCUGCUGCUUACGCCGAGUCUCAUGGUCUCGAGACCAAGGACCUGAAGGAAAUCGCCAAAGCGCUGGCCAACCUACCCAAGGAGAACACCAAGCGAAAGCGUGUCGCCAUUGUGACCCAGGGAACCGAGCCGACGCUCGUGGCAGUCCAGGGCGAGGAUGAGGUCAAGGAAUUCCCAGUUCAUCCGAUCGACAAGUCACUGAUCAACGACACGAACGGAGCAGGCGAUGCUUUUGCCGGUGGUUUUUCCGCCGGUAUAGUCGAUGGCAAGUCAUUAGAAGAGAGCAUCCAGAUGGGCCAGUGGCUGGCCAAGCUGAGCAUCCAGGAGUUGGGUCCUUCGUACCCCUUCCCUAAGCAGACCUACCAAUCCUCUAGCAACUAG
This is a messenger RNA of Phaeoacremonium minimum UCRPA7, 1050 nucleotides long. Its product is annotated as putative adenosine kinase protein. Bases 1 to 1050 code for a protein of 349 amino acids. Gene Ontology annotation, biological process: purine ribonucleoside salvage. NCBI's taxonomy places the organism in Eukaryota, Fungi, Ascomycota, Sordariomycetes, Togniniales, Togniniaceae. The record is from RefSeq and is a predicted model, not a curated record. Gene Ontology annotation, cellular component: nucleus; cytosol. The transcript is spliced from 4 exons. Gene Ontology annotation, molecular function: adenosine kinase activity.